AUGCUCUGCACCAGCACCCCCGUCAUCACGGUCAACGAGGGCUUCAGCAAGGAUGACGGGGAACUCGACGACGGCGACGCUUCGGACGAGGAGGACGGCGACCCGCGGGAGAUCAGAGACAUCGGCCAGUCCAAGCUGGCGGACCUGGCGCGUCGCUCCCUACGCAUGCGGAGGCGCGUGCACCUGCAGCUGCACCGGCAGCGGCGGCGCCAGCUGCUGCAGCUGGAGGAGGCCAAGCAGAUCGAGCGUCUGCGGAGGGACAAGGACAUCCUCACCAACUUCAUGCGUCUGCGCCUGUACGAGACACAGUCGUCCUUCUCCGGCUCCGAGGUGGCGAGCAGCAGCGGCGUGGACCGCAGCUCGGACAGCGAGAGGAGGGCGGGGGCGUCGCCUGUGCCGUCCGGCGAGGCGGGAGAGGCUCCAGGUACGUAG
Molecule: messenger RNA, 432 nt
Organism: Frankliniella occidentalis (western flower thrips)
Lineage: Eukaryota; Metazoa; Arthropoda; Insecta; Thysanoptera; Thripidae
Exons: 3
Coding region: 1-432 (143 amino acids)
Source: RefSeq, a predicted model, not a curated record